AUGUUUUUAUUAGGGUUAUUCAUAGGUUACUUUAGCAUCAUAGAUGCUUAAUGGAGAAUAAGAUAUGAAUAUUUGUUUUCGAAUGUUAAUUUUCAAGAAAGAAUUAGAACAGAUUAAAUGAAUUACCCUUUCGUUCAUUUUACUUCAUCAUUUAUGAUUCCAACAUAAUUUGAUAGGACAGCUAAUUUUAUUAGUUGCACAAAUCCAGAAACAAGCUAUAUAACAUUGAAUUCUUAAUAUCCAUAAGUUUAAUAGUAUUAUUGUGAAAUUAGAAAACAUUUUUAUAGCUCAUCUUAUUAUUAUGAUCACUAUUAAAGCUCUUUUUUAAAGGGAUUUUUAUCAUUCGAUUUAUAUUUUUAAGGUACUUGGACUAAUGGAAAGGUGACAUUUUCAAUCGAUUUAUUUACAGGAGAGUAUCUAUAUAAUUCACCCUCUACAUAUGCACUUAAUAGUUAAUUUUGUGAUGAAAUUGCUUAUGAUAUCAGGACAGUUAAUUUUACAAUACCUUAUAAUGUAAAUGGUGAUUUUUUAUUUGGAAUCCAAAAUACAAAUGAAAAUGGCUAGGUUUCAAUUAGGAACAUAUAUUAAAUGUAUUACGAAAUCAUUUGUUAUCCUUCAUGCAAGUCAUGUACAGGACCUAAAUAAAAUGAAUGUACAGCAUGUUACUUUGGAACACCAACGAACAAUGUUUGUCUGCCAUGUCCAUCAGAUUAAUACUAUGUUAAAAAUGUUGGGUGUAGAUUGAAAUGCGAUUCUAUUUAACCAUUAUGUUUUAAUGGAUUUUGCAAUGCUUGUCCAAGUAUAUUUAAGUUAUUUAGUUUAGGUAAUUUCUAAUUAGGAUAUGUUAUAGUCAAUUAAAAAAUAUCUAAUGAUCCUAAUAGUUAUAAAGAUUUUUUAUAAUGGUCUAAAAUCUAUGACCCAAAAUUCAUUGACAAUUCUGUAGAUGUAUUUCAUUAUACAAAAAAUGGUUAAAAUAUCUUACUCUAUGGAAUAUUUAAGCAAAGCUCAGGAAUUAUGAGAUAAGUUUCAAUAUCAAAUGUAUGGGGAUAUUAUAUGAAAGUAAAAAUUAUGAUAAUCAUUUUCAAUGGGUUUCCAAUGGAUUGUGGAAUUUAAUUCAAAUUUAUGGAAUCAUCAUUCUUUUAUUUCAUAUUUUUAAUGUAAUUAUAAUAGAAAACAUAUGAGUUCGAUAACAAUACUCUUGUUGGUUCCAUAUAUAAGAAUAGUUCUGGAAUUUAAUUGCACAAAUUUAAGGAAUUUUAAGAGACUUCUCUAGGUCCUUAUGAAUCUUAUUCCAGUUCCUAUAAAUAUAUUAUUGAUGGUGUUUUUGACUUGCCUAAAUAUACUAUUUUGUUUUCAGCUAUUGGUAAUUUUAGGUAAAUAUUUUAUAUAUGAAUUCUUAGCGACACAUCAUUUGGUUGGGCAUUUUAAUCAAUUUGGUUUGGCACAUAGAGAUGUACAAAUAAUUGUUAAGCUUGCGAUGUAAAUUUCAAAUGCACUUACUGUUCAUCAUAAACUUUUAGAUAUAGAGAUGGAACAUGUAUUUCGACUUGUAAUCAACCCCAUUAGAAUAUAAUUUCGGAUUAUUGUAAGGAUUUAGAUGAUGAAACUCCAUGUAAUGAAUUAAUUAAAUAUAGAUUCAUAACUAUUGAUAAGAGAAGAUGUGAAUCAUUUUGAAUUAGAUUAUUACCCUGAAUACACUUUAGUUUCUUAAAGAGGUUAAAAUUUUUUAAAAGGACCUGAUAUAUAUUUUUCAUAUUUGAAAGGAUUAAGAAUAUUUGGUGGUUAGUUCAUUUGGGCAUAAGCAAGAUUUAGAAGAGUUCAUCAAAACUUAGGUCCUCAUCAUAGUAUUUCAAUAGGUUUUUAUGUAUUUUUUGGUCCAUUAUUCCCUUCAGAUGGAAAGUUCAUCUAUUAAAUUGAUUAAUAGGAUCCAUUAUACACAUCCACACUGAAUGCAGUUACUUUCUAAAAUGGCACAAAAUAAUAGAUCAUUAGAAAGAAAAUAAAUCAUUCUUUAAAUCAUUUAAUAUUAGAGUUAGAAUGCUUUGGAGAAAACAAUGAAGUACAAUAAGCCUAUUGUGGAUUUUAUAAUUAUUACUUAGCUAUUCAUUAUUGUUAACCUUUUUGUUUAUAAUGUACUGAUGAAAAAACUUGUACUAAUUGGAAUAGUACUUAUAAUCCCUCUUUAAUUUAAUUUUCUUAAGACGAAUGUUAAACAAAUUAGUAUUUUGAUGUCUACUAAUUAUUGUGUGUUAAUUGUGAACCCAGUUGUUCAACUUGUAAAUCUAAAACAGUUUGUUUGACUUGUAUAAAUCCUACUUAUACUUUAACGAAGGUAGGAUGUUUUUGUAAACUAAAUCAAAUUGAAGAAUCCAAUUAAUGUGUUAAUUGUCCAAUUGAAUGUAAUUAAUGUUCAAGUUCAUCUUAUUGUACUGAAUGUUUAUCUAUAAAUAAUCGUAAAUUAUUAAAUGGAUAAUGUAUUUGCAUAGAUGGUUAUUAUUAAAAAGAUUAAGAUAUUAUAUGCUCAUUAUGUGAUAAAUUUUGUGGUACUUGUUUUGGUCCAACUUCUAAUGAUUGCUUAACUUGCAAUAUUGAAGUGUUGAAUAUCUAAUUAAUAGAAUCUACUUGUAAAUGUCCAACCAAUUCUUUUUAUUAAAAUUCAUACAAUACAUGUACAUUUUGUCAUACAACUUGCUUAACUUGUCUUAAUGACAGUAUUGAUGGCUGUUUAACUUGCGAUUCAUAAUAAAAUAGAUAAUUAUAAGGAUUAAAGUGUACUUGCACAACAGGAUUCUACACAUAAAAUAAUAUUUGUAUUUAAUGUCCUAAUAAUAUUGAUGUAUCACUUUUAGAAUGUUAUAAAUAUUGUGAUAAUGGUGAUCUAAUAUGGAAUACGAAUACUUGUAAUACUUGUGGAUAAGGAUUUAAUUUAAUAUCUAAUGAAUGUGUUCCAAUUUGUGGAGAUCUGUUAGUUGUUGGGUAUGAGUAAUGUGAUGAUGGCAAUAAUAUUUUAGAUGAUAAAUGUUAUAAUUGUCAAUUCUAAUGUCCAAUUAACUGUUAAACUUGUGACAUAAACACUAUACUACCUUGUCCAGAUAUUUGUGGAGAUGGAUUAAUUACUGGUGAUGAAGAGUGUGAGGAUGGAAACGACAUCUAAUUUGAUGGAUGUUUUGAUUGUAAAUAUUAAUGUUAGACUUAAUGUACUAAAUGUAUUAAGGGUAAAUGUUCUGAAUGUGCUACUUUAGGAUGGUAAAUUGAUGUCUCAUCUGAACCUUGGCUUUGUAAGGAAGUUUGUGGAGAUGGUUUAAGAGUUGGAAUUGAAGAAUGCGAUGAUGCUAAUUUCUAUGACUUUGAUGGGUGUCAUAAUUGCAAAUUUUUAUGUAGAAUAGGAUGCUCUUUUUGUGAUUAUGAACAGAGAAAAUGCUUGAGUUGUGAAUUUGAAGGAUUUUAGCCUUCUGAUUAUUUUUGUUAACCUAUCCUAAAUGAUGGAUUGCUUGUAUGGGAUCCAUAUGGAUUCUUUUAUGAAAGAGCUCAUAAAUCAAAUAGGUGUGAUAAUUGUUAUUCUGAAUGUGGAUCGUGUGGAGGGGUUUUUUUCAAAUUUGAAUGUUAACCAUUAGAAUGUACUAGUUGUGUGAAUAAAAAAUGCUAAGCUUGUAUUUCUGGACAAACUCUUUCAACUAAUAAUAUUUGUUAACCAAUUUGUGGUGAUAAUAUAAAAGCCUAUAAUGAAUACUGCGAAGACUCACAUGUGUUACCGUAUAGAGGAUGCCAAAAUUGUAGACCUAAAUGUUAAGAUUCUUGUUCUAAAUGUGAUAUAAUAUACAAGGAUUACUAGUAUUACGGAAUAGGAUGUUUACAAUGCAAAGACGGGUACAAAUUAAAUGACUUUCUAUGUUAUUCUAAAUGUGGCGAAUUUCUAUUUUCAUAUGAUAAGGAGUGCGAUGAUGGUAAUUUAAUUCCUGAUGAUGGUUGCCACUUCUGCUAAUUGAAUUGCCAAAAAUCUUGUCUAUUUUGUAUUAAAGGAGUUUGCCUUGAUUGUGAAGAAGGCUAUGAAUUAAUAUAGUCAAGAUGUCAUCCUAUUAUUAAUUCUUUUGAAUAAUAUAAAUAUUCCAAUNGUGAUAAUGGUGAUCUAAUAUUAAAUACGAAUACAUGUAAUACUUGUGGAUAAGGAUUUAAUUUAAUAUCUAAUGAAUCUGUUCCAAUUUGUGGAGAUCUGUUGUUGGGUAUGAGUAAUGUGAUGAUGGUAAUAAUAUUUUAGUUGAUAAAUGUUAUAAUUGUCAAUUCUAAUGUCCAACUAACUGUUAAACUUGUGACAUAAACACUAUACGACCUUGUCCAGAUAUUUUUGGAGAUGGAUUAAUUAUUAGCGAUGAAGAGUGUGAGGAUGGAAAUGACAUCUAAUUUGAUGGUUGUUUUGAUUGUAAAUAUUAAUGUUAGACUUAAUGUACUAAAUGUAUUAAGGGUAAAUGUUCUGAAUGUGCUACUUUAGGAUGGUAAAUUGAUGUCUCAUCUGAACCUUGGCUUUGUAAGGAAGUUUGUGGAGAUGGUUUAAGAGUUGGAAUUGAAGAAUGCGAUGAUGCUAAUUUCUAUGACUUUGAUGGGUGUCAUAAUUGCAAAUUUUUAUGUAGAAUAGGAUGCUCUUUUUGUGAUUAUGAACAGAGAAAAUGCUUGAGUUGUGAAUUUGAAGGAUUUUAGCCUUCUGAUUAUUUUUGUUAACCUAUCCUAAAUGAUGGAUUGCUUGUAUGGGAUCCAUAUGGAUUCUUUUAUGAAAGAGCUCAUAAAUCAAAUAGGUGUGAUAAUUGUUAUUCUGAAUGUGGAUCGUGUGGAGGGGUUUUUUUCAAAUUUGAAUGUUAACCAUUAGAAUGUACUAGUUGUGUGAAUAAAAAAUGCUAAGCUUGUAUUUCUGGACAAACUCUUUCAACUAAUAAUAUUUGUUAACCAAUUUGUGGUGAUAAUAUAAAAGCCUAUAAUGAAUACUGCGAAGACUCACAUGUGUUACCGUAUAGAGGAUGCCAAAAUUGUAGACCUAAAUGUUAAGAUUCUUGUUCUAAAUGUGAUAUAAUAUACAAGGAUUACUAGUAUUACGGAAUAGGAUGUUUACAAUGCAAAGACGGGUACAAAUUAAAUGACUUUCUAUGUUAUUCUAAAUGUGGCGAAUUUCUAUUUUCAUAUGAUAAGGAGUGCGAUGAUGGUAAUUUAAUUCCUGAUGAUGGUUGCCACUUCUGCUAAUUGAAUUGCCAAAAAUCUUGUCUAUUUUGUAUUAAAGGAGUUUGCCUUGAUUGUGAAGAAGGCUAUGAAUUAAUAUAGUCAAGAUGUCAUCCUAUUAUUAAUUCUUUUGAAUAAUAUAAAUAUUCCAAUGAUUUUAAAUGCUUGUAAUCACAUAAGAAUUGGAUUAUGAAAAACAGCAACUUCGGAUAGAAUGAUGUCAAUAAUUAUAUUAAUUUAUAGAAUUCUUCUUGUAAAUUUUGUUUGAUUAAUUGUGAGAUAUGCAAUGAAGAAUCUUGUAUAAGCUGUGUAAAAGGAUAUUAUUUAAAUGAAUAACAAUAAUGCUAAUCGGAAUGUGGUGAUGGUAUUCUAACAUAAGAUGAAUAAUGUGAAUUGAAUGAACAAUAUUGCUUUAAUUGCAAAUAUAUUCAUCCUUAAUAUUGCUAAAAAUCUAUAAAUAAUGUAUGCAUAAAUUGUGAUGAUGGUUAUUAUUUUGAUGAACUUGAAAAGUUAUGUAAAUUAUCAUGUGGAGAUGGUGGAGAUGGCAUAUUAAUUUAUAAUGAAAAAUACUAAAUACAAUCAAAAAUUGAUUGUAAGUUUUAGUGUAGUGAAGAUUGUUUGGUUUGUAAAAAUGGAUUUUGCUAAUAAUGUAAAGAUUCAUUUAAUAUUUGGAAUGGAUAAUGUCACAAAGUUGAGAAAUUAAUUAGAUCACAAUUGGAAUGUAAAGAACAUAUUUAGGGUUUAUGUAUAUAAUGUUAUGAAUAAUAUGUGUUAAAUUUAUAAGGUGAGUGCAUACCAUCUUGUUAAGACAGCUGCGUCAUUUGUAAAUUUGGAUAAUGCUAUGAAUGCAAAGAAUCAUACUAUUUAUAUUAGAAUACUUGUUAUCCAGAAAAUGAAUGCUCUUUGUACUUUAUUUCUGAUUUUUCAGUAUUUGAUAUUACUUGUAGAAAUUUAUAAUCAAUUGAAAUAUAAAGGAACAAUCAACAAUCUUUAGAUUCUGAUGAAAUAUCUAAUCGCUUGUAAUUUCUUUUUGGAUAUGAUUUUGAUUUAAUUGAUUCACAAUUUUUUGAAAAUUGGUUAUUCUUAAAUAAAACAUUAAACGGCUAAUAAAUUUAAAUAGUUGAAGAUGAGAUAAUUUAAAUCAACAUAGAUAAUAAUGAUUCAGAUUCAUAUUUUAAUCUUUAAGAGUUAAAUUGUAAUACUGAUUGUUUACUUUGUUUUGAUACAUAAUGUAUUCAAUGCUAAAUAGGGUAUUUAAUUGUUGACUUUUCUUGUGUUUCAAACUGUGGUGAUUCAUUAACAGUAGGAAAUGAAUAAUGUGACGAUGGUAAUAUAUAUGAGUAUGAUGGAUGCUACGAAUGUUAAUAUUAAUGUUAGAAGUAUUGUGAAAUUUGCGAAAGAGGAAAUUGUAUUAAAUGCAUUUCUAAUUUUGUAUUUGAUUCUCUCCAAUAAUGUCGUUAAAUGGAAUAAUUAUCAAUUACUCAGAAUUAAGAUUGUCGAAUAAUUUAAAAUAAUCAAUGCAUAUUGUGUGAACAUGGAAAUCUUGAGUCUAUAACUGGAAUUUGCAUCUUAGAUUACUAUUUAGAAAACUAAUGUAUAGGUCAUUGCAAUAUAUGUUUAAAUUAAAAAUGUCAACAAUGUGAGUAUGGUUAUUACGGAACAUAUUGUCUUGAGGGAGAUGGGUCAAAUCUUCCAAUUGAGCGUUGCACUGAUUUCAACUAAUAAUAAUCAUAAAUUUGCAAAUAAUUUUAAGAAUGUAAUUAAAAUUGCAUUUACUGUGUUAAUAAAAUAUGUUAUCUCUGUAAUGAAGGAACUUAUUUAUUUAAUAAUGAAUGCAUUAUAUCAAAAAUUGAUAAAGUUGCAUAUAAGAGUGACAUUGAACCAAAAUGUGGAGAUGGAAUUGUUUAAAUUUAUGAAGAAUGUGAUGAUAGAAAUACAAAAUAGUUUGAUGGCUGUUUUUAUUGUAAAUUCUCUUGUGAUACAAAUUGUUAUGAUUGUUUUUAAGGAAUCUGCUAGACUUGCUAAGAUGGUUUUAUUUUGAAUUAAAAUCAUUUAUGUGAUCCACUUUGUGGUGAUAAUUUUGUAGUUCCAUUUUCAAUAGAAUAGUGUGAUGAUGGUAAUUUCAAAUCUCUUGAUGGUUGUUAUAAAUGCAAAUAUGAAUGUCUAUCUAAUUGUCUUGAUUGUAAUUAAAUACUAUGUCUUAAAUGUGAAGAAGGCUUUGAAACCAAUAAGUCUUAUUGUGUUCCUAUAUGUGGAGAUGGUAUCAUAAUUUAAUAAUUUGAGGAUUGCGAAGAUUUAAAUGAUGAACCUUAUGAUGGUUGUUAUGAAUGCAAAUUUUAAUGUAGACAAAAUUGUAAAUUAUGUAGUCAAGGGGUUUGCUUAGAUGAAUGUCCUGAAGGAAUGAUUUAUGUUGGUGAUAUUUGUAUGCCGAAAAAAUGUAUUGAUAAUUGCCAAAUAUGUGAGAAAGGAGAUUGCUUUGAAUGCAAUAUAGGAUAUUCUUAUGAUGGGUUAAAAAAUUAAUGUAUUUAAGAUAAAUUAUCAGACUCUUCUUUAAAUGUAUCAAUGAUUGAAAUGGAUGAAAACUUAUACAUAUGUCGUCUUACAGAAUGUGUUUUUUCACCAGCCCCUAUUCUGUAAGUAAUCUUAAUUAACCAGACUUUUUCAAGAUAAUAUGUGGAGAUCUUCUUCGAUUAACAAGUUAAAUUGAAAUUUGAUGAAGAAGAAUUAAAAUUUCAAUUCAAUUUUACUAAUUUAAAGUAAGGAGAUUAUAUUAUUACAUUGCAUUAAAAAUAACCAAUAAAUUAUGAAAUAAAUUUUGCUUCUUACAUAGUUGAAAUUGAAAAUUUAGCUUCAAUAAAUGAAAAACCAUUCUUGCAAAUAUUUUGCUCUUCAGAUGUCAUUAAUUCUAAUAACUAAACCCUUUAAAAUAAAUUUGCCUCUAUCAAAUUAAAUUACCCUUAAAUCUUAUCUAAUGAAUAAAAAUAAACAUCUUAAUUUAUGCAAAAUACUAAUAAAGUAUUCAUGUAUGGAGCUAUCUCAGUUAGUUUGGUUUCAUUAUUUGCAGGAGAUUCUUCAUUCUUUUUAGAAACACUUAAUGUAUUAUAAUAAUAAUCUUUCUUGAAAUUUAUUAAUGUUGAUUACCCUGAAAAUCUUUACAUUUAUUUUGAGGCUUCUGAUAUGUUAAGUGUUAGUUCAUAUUUUAGUUAAUUAAAUUUGGAUUACUAUUAUAAUUUCAUAUCACAGAAAACAGAACCUCUUUAAGUGAACGGAAAAUUUGAACUUUAUGAUGUAGAUCCUGAUUUGAUUAUAAGUUUACUUCCUUAGGUUUUUUAAUGUUCAGGUAUUGUACUACUUUUGUUUUUGAGCAGAUUAAUCUAUAGGUUAUUUCAUUUGAUUAUGUCCAAAAAAUAGAUCUAUGAUUACUUUAAUUCUAAAUCAUAAUUCUUAAUAAAAUCAUUUUUAACAAUAUUAAAUACUUUGAGAAUUUAGAUGAAGAAUUUGAUAAAUUUAAGAAGAAAUUUAAACUCUAACUAUAUAAAAAUUUUCUUCUCAUUAAAUGCUUGGGAUAUACUUUUUAAAUCGAUAUUAUAAAUUCGCUAUACUUAAUUUAAAUAAGCUAGGGAAUAUAUUCAACUGAUAGGUAGUUUUCUAUUGAUAUAUACAUAUGGUUCAUAUAUGAUUGAAUUUUUAAGGAAAAAGGGGAAGUCAGAGAAUAAAUAUGAUUUUGAAUCAANAAUUUGAGGAUUGCGAAGAUUUAAAUGAUGAACCUUAUGAUGGUUGUUAUGAAUGCAAAUUUUAAUGUAGACAAAAUUGUAAAUUAUGUAGUCAAGGGGUUUGCUUAGAUGAAUGUCCUGAAGGAAUGAUUUAUGUUGGUGAUAUUUGUAUGCCGAAAAAAUGUAUUGAUAAUUGCCAAAUAUGUGAGAAAGGAGAUUGCUUUGAAUGCAAUAUAGGAUAUUCUUAUGAUGGGUUAAAAAAUUAAUGUAUUUAAGAUAAAUUAUCAGACUCUUCUUUAAAUGUAUCAAUGAUUGAAAUGGAUGAAAACUUAUACAUAUGUCGUCUUACAGAAUGUGUUUUUUCACCAGCCCCUAUUCUGUAAGUAAUCUUAAUUAACCAGACUUUUUCAAGAUAAUAUGUGGAGAUCUUCUUCGAUUAACAAGUUAAAUUGAAAUUUGAUGAAGAAGAAUUAAAAUUUCAAUUCAAUUUUACUAAUUUAAAGUAAGGAGAUUAUAUUAUUACAUUGCAUUAAAAAUAACCAAUAAAUUAUGAAAUAAAUUUUGCUUCUUACAUAGUUGAAAUUGAAAAUUUAGCUUCAAUAAAUGAAAAACCAUUCUUGCAAAUAUUUUGCUCUUCAGAUGUCAUUAAUUCUAAUAACUAAACCCUUUAAAAUAAAUUUGCCUCUAUCAAAUUAAAUUACCCUUAAAUCUUAUCUAAUGAAUAAAAAUAAACAUCUUAAUUUAUGCAAAAUACUAAUAAAGUAUUCAUGUAUGGAGCUAUCUCAGUUAGUUUGGUUUCAUUAUUUGCAGGAGAUUCUUCAUUCUUUUUAGAAACACUUAAUGUAUUAUAAUAAUAAUCUUUCUUGAAAUUUAUUAAUGUUGAUUACCCUGAAAAUCUUUACAUUUAUUUUGAGGCUUCUGAUAUGUUAAGUGUUAAUUCAUAUUUUAGUUAAUUAAAUUUGGAUUACUAUUAUAAUUUCAUAUCACAGAAAACAGAACCUCUUUAAGUGAACGGAAAAUUUGAACUUUAUGAUGUAGAUCCUGAUUUGAUUAUAAGUUUACUUCCUUAGGUUUUUUAAUGUUCAGGUAUUGUACUACUUUUGUUUUUGAGCAGAUUAAUCUAUAGGUUAUUUCAUUUGAUUAUGUCCAAAAAAUAGAUCUAUGAUUACUUUAAUUCUAAAUCAUAAUUCUUAAUAAAAUCAUUUUUAACAAUAUUAAAUACUUUGAGAAUUUAGAUGAAGAAUUUGAUAAAUUUAAGAAGAAAUUUAAACUCUAACUAUAUAAAAAUUUUCUUCUCAUUAAAUGCUUGGGAUAUACUUUUUAAAUCGAUAUUAUAAAUUCGCUAUACUUAAUUAAAGAAGCUAGGGAAUAUAUUCAACUGA
Paramecium pentaurelia is the source of this 10297-nucleotide messenger RNA. The record is from the annotation of a GenBank genome assembly. NCBI's taxonomy places the organism in Eukaryota, Ciliophora, Oligohymenophorea, Peniculida, Parameciidae.